CUGAUCUGGAUCUCAGUCUGGGGGUGCCCAUGGUCCGCAGCAAGGGUACUACGCCCACACCACCACUCUACACGCAGUCACAGAGUGUAUAAAGCACUUGACACUAAUGGCAUUUCUGUGUGACUUCUCAUUCUGAUGUGUUUCGAGGAUGGAUCAACGGAACCUUGGCUGUUCGAUGUCCAGCGCAGCUCUUCUGUGUUGUCGGCAGUGUAGAAGAGAUCGGAACAGCUUCACCUGUCGUCCCCUGAGGCACGAAGAUGAGGAUGACGAUGUGUUGGGGGCUGAGGAGAAUCCAAAUGGCUCUUACUUUACAGAUGGUGAUGAAGCCACACAUCUAUACAGACCACGAGGCUGUCCUUGUGAAGGCAGUGGAGACGUAUUUGGGUCAGUCAUCACAGACCCGUCGGAUUUCUACAUUCACGGGACCUUGGAUGAAGAUCGGGAUGCUCCUGAACUAUGGACUGGGCACAUAUUCCCCUACUGCGACCACACUACCAGCCAUGAUGUACACCACCCUCAUGGCUAUUCCCAUAGAAGUGAGGGAAAUAGUUGUGCAUGUCUUUAUAGGCCAACGGAAAGCUGUGAAGGUGUCUCGGAACAGUGGACCUGCUCACCUUUCCCUUGUCUUGGUGUGAGCAAGACACUGCUGGUUGGAGUUGAAGUGGACAUUGUUGAAGAAUUGGAAUUUGAAGACACUGAGGUAUUAGAAGAGCCAGUCAUGCCGGACAUGUUGUCCCAGCAGGUUUUGACUGAGAGUGGGCCUACACUGACUCAUGAAGACCAGCUGCUUCUUUAACUGCUUUAUCUGUAUCAUCACGUUCAUAGAUUUUUAAAAGCAUUGUCUGUUUGCCAAUUGUUUCUUAUGUACACAAUGUAAGGUGAUAUUAAAGUGAAUUGUACCUGCAA
This is a messenger RNA of Alosa alosa (allis shad), 906 nucleotides long. RefSeq lists its product as uncharacterized. NCBI's taxonomy places the organism in Eukaryota, Metazoa, Chordata, Actinopteri, Clupeiformes, Clupeidae. Bases 149 to 796 code for a protein of 215 amino acids. The record is from RefSeq and is a predicted model, not a curated record. The transcript is spliced from 4 exons.